Colletotrichum godetiae is the source of this 1045-nucleotide messenger RNA. RefSeq lists its product as uncharacterized. The record is from RefSeq and is a predicted model, not a curated record. Gene Ontology annotation, molecular function: zinc ion binding. Lineage: Eukaryota; Fungi; Ascomycota; Sordariomycetes; Glomerellales; Glomerellaceae. The transcript has 3 exons. Bases 150 to 719 code for a protein of 189 amino acids.
UAUCCAUUUCUCGCGUUCUCUUUCUUUCAUACUGACCAAGCUUUCCUCACCUGUUCCUCAAUCUAAUCCAUUAGUGGUGACUUCCAAGCCGCAAUAUUGUGAUACCCAACGAUCCAUCAUUUUUCGCCACGAUUCGAAUCACAGAAGCAAUGAUGUCGGACCAAAAGACUGCUCCACCUCCGGCGAUCGAUGUCCAAGAGCCGGCGCCAGCCUACGAGAGAGAAUCUCCAAUUGCGUCCACUGUGCAGGGAAGCGGCCCUGCUCCCGCCAGAGAGAUGCCGGCGGACUUGAUACAGUUCGAACAACCUGCAACACCAAUGGCCGCUCAUCAAAAGGGCGGUCCAACAAUCACUCCCCUCGCGAACCCAGCGACGGUCACGCCGCUGCACAUGCUAGGUGACGAGCCGCAAUGGAUCGACUGCCCCUUUUGCAAGCAGCGGACGCAGACGGUCAUUGCCAAAGAGGGAACCGCCAUGCAAAUGGUUGCCGGUGCUCUUUGCUGUCUCCUCUGCGUCUGCCUGACAUGCGUGCCCUGUAUCGCGGGGUGGUGCGAGGACAUGCACUACACCUGCUCAAACUGCAAGAACAAGGUCGCUACGAGGCCGUAUGACGGGACGAUUCAAGUCUUUUCGCCGCAGCUUGGAGGUGGUGUCGUGCCGUCGCAGUAUGCGCCGGUUGCACCACCUGUCGCGGAAAAGCAACAGACUCCGAGUGCUUGAGGUUGAUUUUCAAGGUGAGGAGAGGCCUCAAGUGAUGUGAACCUUUGGAAUGCUGCUCGAUCAACAGGAUCAUAGGUGAGCAAAACACGGACUCGGUGUGAGGGAUGGUGAAGAGGAGUUGAUAUGUGGUCUAUUGAUUUUGGGGGAUAACUAGAGUGGAAUUUGGAAAUGAAGGAGGGCCAUGUUGGUGAUAAUUAUACAUAAUACAACCCGGUAGAUACCCUAGCUAAACAACUGUACCGUCCUAAAUCAUCUGUGGCCCACUUCAGCAUAAAGACUUCUUUUUAUUCUAAACUAUUAGUAUUACAAAGACCAAUUUGCCGGGU